Bursaphelenchus okinawaensis is the source of this 874-nucleotide messenger RNA. NCBI's taxonomy places the organism in Eukaryota, Metazoa, Nematoda, Chromadorea, Rhabditida, Aphelenchoididae. The record is from the annotation of a GenBank genome assembly.
AUGAGUGACGCCAAACCUCCGGCUGCUGCCCCAGCUGCCUCAGGCGGUUCGACCGCUCAAAUCAACUCGUUGAGUGAUGUCGACGGUGAAUUGAAGAAGGCGCUCUACGACUCGGCCAAAUGGCCUCUCACCUGCAUGGUGUUCAGCAGAGUGGAGGAACAGACUGGAGUCAAGAGGGAGAAGGUAAGUUAAUAGGUAUUAAUAGUUGAAGAUGUUAUUAAAAUGGCAUGAAUAGGUAUGAAGAUGAUAGAAUUUGAAGUGAAUAUAAUAAAAGCAGUAUAAAGCCUUUAAUUUCAGUUCGCCUACGGCGUGUUGGGAGCGUUGGGUCUGUACCUGAUCGUAGGAAACCUGGCCCAGCUGGUUUGUAACUUCAUCGGCUUCGCCUACCCAGCCUACGCCUCGGUGUACGCGAUUCGCAGCACUCGGAAGGACGACGACACUCAAUGGCUAAUCUACUGGACCUGCUUUGCCUUCUUUUCGUUGAUCGACUUCUUUGCCGAAAAGAUUUGCUCGUGGUUCCCCAUCUAUUGGUUGGUCAAGGUGAGUUAACAGCCUUGGUGCUAUGGAUUAAAACACCAAGUCUUCUUGAAUUUUGAAACUAAAACAAGGUCUAGCUAAACAGUUUUCAAUCUAAAAACUUCAGAAGAACGUUUUCCAAUCAAGAAUUUUGUCGGAAAACCCCUUUUACGUCAACGCAAUUCAAUUAUUCAAGUUAUAUUAUCCAUAAUCUAAAUAAAUAUUUCAGACCAUCUUCCUCAUCUGGUUGUCAGCUCCUCAAACUGGUGGUGCUCUCAGAAUGUACGAAGACUACGUGGAUCCGGCAAUCAAGAAGAUCGACGAAAUAUACGCGAAAUAUGCAACAAAAAAGGAAUAA